AUGGAGAGCUCGCCCCCGACGCGCAAACGAGUGGCAGAGUCUUCUCCACAGCGCCUUCGAAACAAUAAGCGUCGGCUUACCAUCGAAAACCUCUAUCCAGUGGCAAAUCGGAACCCUAUGGUGAACGCGUGGAUCAGGCACGUGUUUGACUUCGACUCCGACUUCGACUCCAGUCGCCAGACUUCCGUUGAGCAGGACGAUAAUUCAACUUCCAGCGACUCAGAACAAGAAAUGUUAUGUUCACAAUCACCCUCUAACGAAGUAGACGAUGUGCCGACCAAAUGUCACGUCCCAACGAUCCUAAAUCAAGUGAAAUCAACCCUCUACAGCCUUUCCACUACUGAGGAUGUGGCGGCAACGACUAUCACAACUACUGAUCUCAGUUCAAAGAAAUCAGCCGGAGGGCAUUGCCGGAUUGACGACGAUAAAGUGGUUGAUAUUCUAACAGGUCACAAUGUGCAUUUGGACCGCGUGGAGGACGAUGACAUAACAGCGAUUAAGAAGAUCAUUCUUGCUAAAUCAAGAAAAAAGGUCAACGUAAAAGAAGAACGAAGAUGGCAGAAAGACCUCGCAAAAUGCGCAGUCUCUGACGAGACCUGUCCAUUUUCCAUGUCCUACCGGAACGGCGAACCUGCAAAGCUGAUGCCAAAUCCUAAACCAGACCUGGUUUUCACUUUCGAUGUAGACUUGUUUGUGACAGCAGCUCAACGAGACGCCCUCUUCAACUUAGGUUCCAUCAUGUGCCCUGAAUCUGUUGAACCAGUCAAGCGUGAUCGAGCGUUCCAUUUUUUAUCUAUCGAAGCUAAGGGAGCUAGAGCCCAAGAUGCAAACUGGAUAGCACAUCGGCAGAACUUCAACACAGCUACCCAGGCUUUACAUAAUAUUUAUUACUUCAUGGAAAUGGCUGGGACACUAGCGGCAUUCUAUGAAAAGGUUCGGUUCUAUUCUAUUGUUGCAACUGACCUCGUCUUUCAUGUUCGGGUACACAGAGCUCGUGAGCUCAAAGAGCACUGGAUCCAGCAAGAUUAUUCUCUAGAAUUUCUGUAUGACGUGGUAUACGAUCACAGAGGAGGUGGAUACACGAAAGCCGAAACGACGGCAAUUGUCAAAAACAUCUUGAUCGAAUAUGGGAUUAAAGUACUCAAGCCACUUUUAGUGCAAACCAUGAAGAAAGUCCUGGAAAAGCGCGACGAAAUUUCUGUGCGGAGCGAAUUGUUGGAAGACUUGAUGAGAGAGAACGAUAAAUAG
Molecule: messenger RNA, 1248 nt
Organism: Endocarpon pusillum Z07020
Lineage: Eukaryota; Fungi; Ascomycota; Eurotiomycetes; Verrucariales; Verrucariaceae
Exons: 3
Coding region: 1-1248 (415 amino acids)
Source: RefSeq, a predicted model, not a curated record